AUGAAAGCGCCAAGAAGAGGAAGAAGCCUCGAUGUUCCAGUCCACGUGCUGACAUUCUCGGCGGUGGUGAUCGUCGAUUGCCCCAAGGGACAGGAGAUGUUUGUGGUGGUUGGAUGUUUUAAUGAGCAUGCACAAAAGGUGCUUGAUGUUCAUCUGGCAACAGGCUUCCAUAAGUACUUCAUGUGGUGCAAAGGCAAGUUACAUGGAAACCAUCAUUCUUUAAUACAAGAAAGCAAGGACAUUGUUGCUUAUGUAGUUAUUGAUGCCAUUGCUAUGCACAAAAUUCUUAAAAAAUAUGAUAAGAUACAUGACUCUAAACAAGGGCAAGCAUUCAGGUCACAAGUCCAGAGCAUGUACAUGGAACUCCUUCAGUCUCCAUGGAUUUGUGAGCUUAUUUCCUUCCACAUUAACUUAAGGGAAUCAAAGAAAGCUAUAACGAAAGGUUCUGAAAUAUUAGAAGGCUGCUCUCUUAUAUUUAAUGAUGAAAACCAUCAGUUUCGUGUGAGCUAUCUGAUGAUGUGA
Molecule: messenger RNA, 522 nt
Organism: Lactuca saligna
Lineage: Eukaryota; Viridiplantae; Streptophyta; Magnoliopsida; Asterales; Asteraceae
Source: the annotation of a GenBank genome assembly